Messenger RNA from Mercenaria mercenaria, 1156 nucleotides. RefSeq lists its product as uncharacterized. NCBI's taxonomy places the organism in Eukaryota, Metazoa, Mollusca, Bivalvia, Venerida, Veneridae. The transcript has 3 exons. Bases 173 to 1156 code for a protein of 327 amino acids. The record is from RefSeq and is a predicted model, not a curated record.
AGAUAUGUAAACAGAUUGGACAGAAUUUCAUGUACAGUUCUGUAAUAGAUAUUGUUAUGAUAAAAGUUUUAGUAUUGAAUUUCCUGAACAUUUGACAGGAAGCAAAAUGGAAAUAGACCAUAUUUCGGACAAAUAUCAGGUACUACUUGUAUAGGUAGAUGCAACAGAAGGCAUGGAGAAGGAAGGAUGUAUAACAUUGACACAUUCACCUAGGAGAGCAACAAAAGCUGCCACUGUUAAUGCACUCUCAUUGAAAAAGAAGAAAAAUGUUUGUGAGGACAAAGCUGAGCAAUUACAGGGUUCAAUCACAAGAGGUAGAAGUAUGAAGCAUAGGAAAGAGAAAAGACCUGAUGAUUGUUCUGGUGUUAGACAAACAUGCAGGCGUGUCAAAUUAAAGAAGUGUGAAGAUUUUGUGUAUGGAAAUACUAAAGUAGCAACAUACAAGCAGAUGAGGAACAAUGCUUCAAUAACAAAGAAGCAUACUCUUAAAAGCUUGAAUAAGGAGAAGUAUAAACCUGUAGAUGCCUUUAAUCAAAAUGACGAACAUGUCACAAAAGGUCAUCAUGAAUCUAGCAGGGGCAAAAAAGUACAGACAGGUGUGAAAAAAGGGGUCACACGUUCCAAAGAUGUCUCAUUAAUUUCGGAAAAGAAUGAAUCAUUUGUCGAUAAUUCAGAGGUGUGUGCUAGAAAAUGCAUAAAAAGAAAAUUGACAGUUGUAGAUGAAAGUGAAGAAAGUGCAAACGAAAUUGCUGCGAUAAAGGGUUAUAGAAAUAGAGGUAGAAAUAAUUUAAAGAAUUCAAAUAAAGGAAAAAUUGCAAAACAUAAUGAGAAUCAUUUGAGAAAAGAAAGCAUGGUAAAAAGAGAUUCUGUUACAGAAAAUGAAGAAAUGGUAUAUUCAAGAAACAGCAACAAAACUAAGAUACAAAAACAAAAGUAUGGAACUAAAAUGGCAGACAAUGUAAAGGGUAAAACUUCUGAAAAAAGUGGGAACAAGCGUGAAUCAGAUACAUCAUCAUAUGGUGUGGGCACUUUCAGAGUGGAUGAACUGGACAAAGAUAAGGAGAAACAUGAAAUUGCAACAAAUGUAGAAGACAUUGGAAGGAAGAGAACUAUUCGGGGGAAGUCAAAGAACAGGAUGAUGGGCAAAAAGUUGUAA